Thelazia callipaeda (thelaziosis nematode) is the source of this 2961-nucleotide messenger RNA. The record is from the annotation of a GenBank genome assembly. Lineage: Eukaryota; Metazoa; Nematoda; Chromadorea; Rhabditida; Thelaziidae.
AUGUCAACGAAUCCCUUACAGCAGUCUACAGUUCAAAGAUAUUUGAGCAGUCGAAAACGUAGGAACGAUUCUGACCAGUGUGGUGCUUCAGAUAGCAGUCAGCAGGCAUUCGCGAAAAUCAGCAGUGUGAAGCCAUCAUGGAAAAAGUUCGCUGUGAAUCAAUCUGCACACAACAACUCCUCUACGGAUUUACUGAUAUGUGGGUAUAUGAUCAAAUUACCUCUGGGUGUUCAACCAUAUGCUACACAGCGCACAAUGAUAGCGAAAAUCCUUACUAGCUUGAAAAACAAACUUAAUGCUCUUAUUGAAAGUCCAACUGGAAGUGGUAAAACGCUUGGUCUCUUAUCAGCAAGUUGUGCAUGGCUUGAAAGAUAUAAAACAGAUCGCAUGCAGUCACGAAUUGAGUGUAAAGCUUGUCAAGGCGGUUGCGAAGAUCGGCAUUCUAUGAAGGAGACGUUGAAUCAGAGCACUUCAUUUGAUCAUUCAAAUGAAACAGAUUCAAAUUUAAGCAAAGACAGUACUUCCAUAAAUGCUACCUCAUCAGAAACUAGUUUUGAAGCAACAACCAUUUCUACUUUAGAGGAUGAAUUUGAAAGUGAUUUCUGUUCUGUUGCGAACUCCUCAUUUGGAUCAAGUAAGGUUGCAGGAAUUUCUUUAUUGGAUGAUAACAAGAUUUUAAAGAAGGAAGUGGAAGAAGAAGGACAUACAUGUUUACCGCGUAUAACAAUAUAUUAUGGCACACGAACUCAUAAACAGAUCAGUCAAGUGGUGAAGGAAUUUUCACGUUUACCACAUAGUCGCAAAGGAGUUAUUAGACACACAAUAUUGGCAAGUCGUGAACAUAUGUGUAUCAAUGCUGCAGCUCGUGCUAGUGAUGACAUCAGUGGUAAAUGUAAGGAAUUCAUUGCUGCGGAUGGGAUUGGGUGUUCGUAUAAAAAUUCAAUGCGUAUAAAAUAUGAAAGGCCACAUGCUGUUAGACGUCUUAUCGCACAAACUACUGGAGAGAAGAACUAUGUUUGGGAUGUAGAGGAUCUGGUAGAAGCAUUAAAAUGUUCUAAACCAUCGCUUUGUCCAUAUUUUUCGACAGCUCGAGUACUCAUUGACGAUGCUGAUAUUAUCUUCUGUCCUUUCUCGUAUCUUAUUGAUCCUAUCAUUCGUGCAAAUUCGGGUUUAAGUUUGAAGAACACGAUUGUCAUUUUGGAUGAAGCUCAUAACGUUGAAGAUGUUUGCCGUGAAGCAGUCAGUUUUUCAUUUACAGAGCGCGAAUUGAUUGCUACAGCAAUAGAUUUAUAUCAUAAAGCCACUGAACUUGAGAAAGAACUAGCAAAAAUAGAUGCGAAAGUUAUUACUGAAGAAGGAUUAAUUAAAGAAGAGAGCAACCGGACUGGGAGGUAUCAUCAGUGUUUAGAAAUUAUAAAGAGUCAUUUUAAAACGGUGAAUCACUUUUUAAACAAAGUGUUGGACUGGUUUGUUAGUGUAUCACUGAAUACUCUACAGUCAGCUCCAAUUAUUAAUGAUCGUACAGCGUAUACGUAUAAUUGGGAAAAGUUGUUUGCAACCUUUGCCAGUAAUGAUUUGGAUAAAUUCGCUAAAACUGGCAAAGGAACUCCAUACUCAAGUCUACUGGAGGCUUUUCUAGCGAUCACUGCAGCGAGCAAUGAGAAUGAAGAGUUUCAAAUGUUUACAUCACAGUACAAAUUAAAUGGUUCGACAGUUGUUUGUGUUGAAAAAUUUUUGUAUUUUUUAAAAUCUUAUUUUCGAGAGGAUAAUCGAACCGCUUACAAAUUAUUUGUAUGCAUCGAUAAACCGUCUGCACCUUACCCACGUCCGAAUAUAUCUGAAACAGCAGAAUUUCCAGCAUCCCAUGUUGACAUCUUGAAUAUGAAAUCAUAUAAAGAGAAAGAGUUACAAGCAAAUUCGAAGACUCGAUUAAGUGAUUACCGCGAAGUGAAAUAUGGUUAUCGUGUCACCAUUAAUUUUUGGUGCAUGCGACCAUCAGUGGCAUAUAUUGAUGCUUUUAAAGGAUGCCGUAGCGUUAUUCUAGCUUCCGGCACGCUUUCUCCUACAGAUACUUUCCGUACAGAAUUAGGAACUGUCUUUCAGCAGGAAAUGCAAGGGAACCAAAUUAUACCAAAAGAUCAAAUUUUUGCUGCAGUGGUUCCAACCGGACCAAGUGGUCAGAAGUUAUGUGGGACAUACAGGGUUAUCAACCAAGAUGAUAGAUUUCUACGCGAAAUUUCAUUAAUUCUAAAACAUAUCUGUUGCAUAAUUCCUAAAGGCGUGUUAUCUUUCUUCUCGAGUUACCGAGUUUUAGAUCAGAUUUAUGAUUAUAUGGAGACUUCAGGCAUUUUGAGACAGAUACAAAGCACAAAGGUUGUUUUGAAAGAACCACGACGUUCAUCCUUAAUGAAUACAGUCAUGUUGCAAUAUGAAAACGCAAUUAUUAAUCCUCUUAAGUUUGGAACGCAAUGUUCUGGAGCAUUAAUGAUGGCUGUUUUCAGAGGCAAGAUAUCAGAAGGCAUUGAUUUCGCGGAUGAUCGAGCUCGUUGUGUUGUUACUGUUGGUAUACCAUUUCCAAACGCGAUGGACGAACAGGUUAUCGAAAAAAAGAAAUACAAUGAUGAUUAUUGCAAAAAGUUACAAAUAUUGUCAGGUGAUGAAUGGUACAUAAUGCAAGCUUACAGAGCACUCAAUCAAGCAUUGGGAAGAUGUUUACGCCACCGUUCUGAUUGGGGUUCAAUCUUAUUGUUAGAUACUCGACUACUUCAAACUCAGGCGAAUCCAAAUGCUAAGAAAGUUUCUCGGUGGAUUCGUGAACAGCUUCGUCCAUUAACAAGUUACCAGCACUUCCUUAGUGAAUUAACAAAUUUCGUUAGUGAAAUGGAGACGAAAUAUCUAAAAUUUACUGAUCGUAAUGAGAGUGAGAAGAAUUUUGUCUCUGACAGCAGUGUCUAUGAAUGA